This is a messenger RNA of Equus quagga, 1338 nucleotides long. RefSeq names its product TAFA chemokine like family member 1 (gene TAFA1). NCBI's taxonomy places the organism in Eukaryota, Metazoa, Chordata, Mammalia, Perissodactyla, Equidae. The record is from RefSeq and is a predicted model, not a curated record. Gene Ontology annotation, molecular function: receptor ligand activity. The coding region runs from base 29 to 430 and encodes 133 amino acids. Gene Ontology annotation, biological process: neuroblast differentiation; regulation of neuroblast proliferation. The transcript is spliced from 4 exons.
CCUUCCUGUCUAAUGUUCUCUUUAGAGAAUGGCAAUGGUCUCUGCGAUGUCCUGGGUCCUGUAUUUGUGGAUAAGUGCUUGUGCAAUGCUGCUCUGCCAUGGAUCCCUUCAGCACACUUUCCAGCAGCACCACCUGCACCGACCAGAAGGAGGGACAUGUGAAGUGAUAGCGGCACACAGAUGUUGUAAUAAGAAUCGCAUUGAGGAGCGGUCACAAACAGUAAAGUGUUCCUGUCUACCUGGGAAAGUGGCUGGAACGACAAGAAACCGACCUUCCUGUGUCGAUGCCUCCAUAGUGAUUGGGAAAUGGUGGUGUGAGAUGGAGCCCUGUCUAGAGGGAGAAGAAUGUAAGACACUCCCUGAUAAUUCCGGAUGGAUGUGCGCAACAGGCAAUAAAAUUAAGACCACAAGAAUUCACCCAAGAACCUAACGGAAGCAUUUGUUGUAGUAGUAAAGGAAAACCAACUCUGCAGAAAAUACAUUUUAAGAAUUUAAAACAUCUAACACAUUACAAGCCAAAUGGAUUUCUUAUUUGCACUUUGACUGGUUACCAGAUAAUCAUAGUACUUUUACUGCGUGUCACGAAGUAUCCUACAGUGAGAAGACUCAGAGUUUUCGGCAACACCAUGGAAAGUGGAUUUUAAAAAAGGGUUUUCUCAGUGAAAAUUUUGGGGAUUACGAAGACAAAUCAACUAUCUUCUAAUUUGGAUCUAUAGUUACUUUGUACCAUUUGAAAUAUAUGUAUAUAUAUAUAUAAUAUUUUGAAAUAUUAUAUAUUCUCUUCAAGAAAUGAACAAUACCACAGUUUGAGGCGGCUGGUGUACCUCUUUGAGUUUUGGGUGUUUUGUUUUGUUGUCGUUUCUUUUUCUAUCGGCAAGGAAGACGUGCCCUUUUGAGAGUUCGACAUGGCAGUCACACUGGAAGGCCAGCUACAGGUGGACUCCUGGAAUCUGAGGCAUCCUAACAAUAUUGAAUCAAGAGCUUCCUUCUGUUUCUACCAGAGGGCUCCAGGAAGCACAUCGUCCUGUUUAUUGCUUUCUACCCUGUGCAAUAUUAGCAUGCAAGCUUGGCUUACAUAACCAUACUUUAUAUUCAAUUGAUAUAUAAUAACCGUUCUAACCUCUUCCAGGAAAAUAUUUUUAGAACCACUAGUUUUUCCACAGAUAAGAAAACGAAGAUUCUUGAGGGAGCUGCUCCACCAUGCUAUUAAGACUCUGGCAGAGUUAUAGUAGAAUAUGGAUCCCUGUAUUAAUAAGUUCUGUAAAUACAAUGUCUUAAGGCUUUGUAUAGCUGUCCUAGACUACAGAAAUGUCCUCUGAGUAAAUCCAAAGUCUGGCA